Molecule: messenger RNA, 474 nt
Organism: Cyclocybe aegerita
Lineage: Eukaryota; Fungi; Basidiomycota; Agaricomycetes; Agaricales; Hemipholiotaceae
Source: the annotation of a GenBank genome assembly
AUGAGGGCAGAAGACGGUCCAGUCGUUCACGGAGUCCACGCAGAGACAGGGAUAGCGACCGUCGCGGAGGUCCAGAUCGUCGAGACAGGGACCAUAGACGGGACCGGGAAGACGAGCGACCCAGUGGACGUGAUCGAGAUAGACGCGAAGACGACCGAAGACGGGACCGCGGUGACGAUAGACGGGAUCCCCCAAAGAGGGAUGACAAGGGUGCACCGUCUCGCGACGGCAGAUACUCUAAAGAUCGAGAAAGUGAGCCUAGAGACCGUCCUCCACCUAGGUCUGAGGGAGCACUGCCGUCCAACACAGCCUCCAAAAGGUAAUUCGACGUCGUCCACGAGACCAAAUCUUGACCCAGAUGCACCUGACCACCCCGUUGAGGAUGGAGAGGCUAUGGAUGCUAUCAACGAAGAUGAUGCAGCUAUGAUGGCAACGAUGGGCAUGACAGGGUUUGGAUCUACCAAGGUUCUCUAG